Messenger RNA from Zerene cesonia (dogface butterfly), 4922 nucleotides. It is a transcript of the gene Pur-alpha, whose product is annotated as transcriptional activator protein Pur-beta. Gene Ontology annotation, molecular function: RNA polymerase II transcription regulatory region sequence-specific DNA binding; purine-rich negative regulatory element binding; DNA-binding transcription factor activity, RNA polymerase II-specific. The record is from RefSeq and is a predicted model, not a curated record. The coding region runs from base 389 to 1237 and encodes 282 amino acids. Gene Ontology annotation, biological process: regulation of transcription by RNA polymerase II. NCBI's taxonomy places the organism in Eukaryota, Metazoa, Arthropoda, Insecta, Lepidoptera, Pieridae. Gene Ontology annotation, cellular component: nucleus. The transcript has 9 exons.
AUUUAUUUACAGUGGCAUAGCGUCCAAGAUACGUGAAAUUUCGCGCCGUGUAACUCGUUGUUCGCGUACGACAUUUUCGCCUGUCGAAACAUUGAAAAGUAAAUAUUUCAUUGUUCCUGUUUCAAAAUGGCGAAUUGGUAUCAGUAAUAAGUCGGGCGUUGAGGCCACAACGGGUUUCUGGUGCGGGAUAGCGGCCCGGCGGCGGGCGACGGUACGGCGGCCCGCCCGGCUGUCCGUUAGCGCCGGCGGAGGUUGACGACCUAUCGAUUUUUUUGUCUGCGACCUCUCGGCGGGCGGGCCGUGUCUGGUGUCGGCGAGGGUGGCAGCAGGACCGCGGCCGCCAGCGCUGCAUCGCUCCGCGGCGGCAUCGCCCGCUGUUGCCGGCAUCAUGGCAGAAUAUCAUGGUCAAGGCAUGGAUGCAGGCGGGAAUAACUUUGACUCCGGUCAACAGCAGCAGGAGCAGGAGUUGGCGACGAAAAUGCUGCAGAUACAGUCCAAAAGGUUCUACCUGGACGUGAAACAGAAUAGACGCGGCCGGUUUAUAAAAGUUGCCGAGAUUGGCGCGGACGGCCGGCGCAGUCAAAUUUUCCUCGCGAUGUCGACGGCGGCCGAGUUCCGCGAUCACCUGUCACGCUUCAGCGACUACUACUCGUCGCUGGGCCCGCCCAACACGGACAACGUGCCCGAUGACGGCAAGCUCAAGUCCGAAAUGAUGCUUAAGGACAACAGGCGGUACUACCUGGACCUGAAGGAGAACUCGCGCGGGCGCUUCCUGCGCGUCUCGCAGACGAUCACGCGCGGCGGCCCGCGCAGCCAGAUCGCGCUGCCCGCGCAGGGCAUGAUCGAGUUCCGCGACGCGCUCACCGACCUGCUCGACGACUUCGGCACCGACGACGGCGGAUACAAGGGCGAGCUCCCCGAGGGCAGGCACCUGCGCGUCGACAACAAGAAUUUCUACUUCGACAUCGGGCAGAACAAUCGCGGCAUCUACAUGAAAGUCAGCGAGGUUGUACCAUCGUUGCAAGUGAAGAGUAACUUCCGCACGGCGAUAACGGUGCCGGAGAAGUGUUGGAGCCGCUUCCGCGACAUCAUGGCGGACUACUGUGAUAAGAUGAGCCGCGCGCAGCUUUCGCCGCAGGACACGCACCAGGGCGGCAGCGGCUCGGGCAGGGCGGGCAGCGCACAGCCCGGCCGUGAGAUGGACACAUUCGGCGGCAGCAGCGCUAGCCGGAUUUGAUGCGAGCACAUCGGCUACUUUCGGCUUUAAGCGCCCCACAAUGUACAUACAUCUGUACCCACUCCCUUAGUCGUAAGAUAAUGUGAUAAACAUUUGAGCUUUAUUACAUUUUUGUUUCACAUGAAUAAUUAUUAUUAUUAAUUGAUUACACUUCGGUUAACGCGUCGCGCGGCGUCGAACACCGCUACACGUGCGGAUGUUGCGUUUUAUCGCUAAUUUUUGGUGAAAUAACUAAACAGGGAACGGAAUAAAUAAAUUGAUUUUUCGCUUUUUUUUUUGCUGACUGUACUUUUGUUUAUGGAAUCGGUCAUAGAAAUUUACAAGAAAAUAGUGUUUAAAACUCGUGGCUCUGUUCAUUUGGGAUUCGUUAAUAUUGAAUAUUGUUAUUUUGAUACUUUAUUAAAAUUACUCGAAAAAUGUAAUUUCUAUUGAUGUUUAAUGAUAAAUGUCAAAUUUUAAAUUUCCACUCUCAGCGCUUCCUAUAAUCAUUGUAAUUCCAAAAAUUACGUAAAAUGCAAUAUCUAUGCACUAAUCGAAUAUAUGUAUAAUAUAUAUUUGGACAUAACUCGUUGCAAUGUAUAAAAGCUAUAUAAAACGAGAGAGUCGGUUUAUUUUGAAAAUAACAAAAAAAAAAGAAACGCAAUAAAUUUCCGUAUGAACGCAACGAGUUUGAUUGUGACCCGGUUUUAAAUCGGUUAAUAAUCAGAGUCGUGACGAAAUUUACGCCGCAUUUUAAAACUAAGCUUAUUUUAACGAUCGUUUAAAACGAUCCCCUUUAUGGAAUGAUAAUUCCGCUUAAGUCAAUUUUUAAGUUACGCCAGGCGAUGCUUGAGGGAAAAUUAACUGAGUAGGUGAAGAAAAAAAAAAAUUAUAAAAAUACUCCUGGCGUUAAAAAAGUUUCGGUAAAAAAUUAAAAAGCCACUUAUCUAGUUUUAGGUGUAUGUUUUAUUAUGGAUUAUUUAAUAUAUAAUGUCUGCAAAGACAUGUGUGGGGUGGGAAUGAUGUGUAUACUGCUUAAGUAUUUUUUCAAAGUUAUUAUUUGCAUUGCACUAAUUUAAAAGUAUAACCGGCGUCAAUAGAUAUGGAUUUGCAAUUUUCUAUAGGUGCGAGCAGGAUGGUAUAUGGCUGUAUAUCAAAGCGCAAGCGAGAUAGCAUGAUACGGAAAUUGAAUUCGAUUUUUAUUGGCGCGUUGAGUAUUUGUCACAUAGGUUAUUUCAACAGUAUAAUAUAUAUAUUUUUUAUUUAAUUACACCAAUAUUUUAGUUUAUGGCUUGCAAAUAUUUUUGGUAGGUUUCAAUAGUUUUGUAUACGCAUCAUUCCCGAGUGUGGAGGCACCGGGUGUUUACACGGCGAGUAUUACAUCAGCCGCUCUGCUGGUUCUCGUUCAGAAAAAAAAAAACAAUAAAAAUUACUUUACACAUUAAAAUUUCGAUCAGAAAUUAAGUAAUAAUAAAAAUUUCCAACAAAGUCUUUGUAUGUUUGAAACUACACAAUUUUUUCCAUAUUGAUAAAGUGUAUUGUAAGUUUAAUGAGGUUUUUAGAAAUAAUUAAAAUGCAAUUUUGUAUCAGAAAUUAAUAUGAAUUUAUAUGUAUUUGAAACGAUGAACAAGGGUCGGUAGAGCGGCGGCACUCGUAUUUAGGUAGGUGACGCAUAGCUGUGAUAAAGUACGAGUUAGUUGCUCCAUGAGAGAGUGUUUUAGGCACAAACGCGAUUGUUGGGCUUCUUGGGCCGCGUAGAAGUUGUAUUUUGAUACUAAACAUUGGUAUUUUUGAUUAGGAACCUUAUUUCGUUGGGGAUAGGGUCGAAAUUACUGUGUAGGUGGUAUUCGUUAGGGAUUUUUCCAAAUUUAAAACGGGUUUCAAUUGAUACGGUCGUCUAGAAAAGAACUAAAGAUGAUUUAUUUUUUCGUAAAACGUAAAAUGAAAGGAAAUUCAAAUUUUUUUUUUUACUUUAGUAUGUACGAUGGACGUGGGAUGAAAUCCGAAAAAAAAAGUUUGUUGAAUAAAAUUUGACGCAAAGAUGUUAUUGGCUGAAUAGAAUUCGUGUCUUUUUUUUAUAUAUUUAUUUUUGUCGUAUGUCCGCCUAUAGCGCAUUGUUGCAGUCGCGUUUGUGCAGAGGGUAGAUUAAGAUUGGUUUGUAAGCACCCUGUGUGACGCGUGAUCGCUUGUGAAUUGGUAAAAAAAAAUAUCUUGGCAAAUAAAAAAAAAAGUUUUUUUAUUUACAUAUCUCUGUGAUACAUUAACAUUACUAUAUGUCUCUACGAUUUUUCAUGAAGUAAAACAUUCGAUUGGUAUAAAAUUUAAUACAUAUGUACGUAUAUUCCGUUCCCCAUUAGCAAGAAGUGAUGAACAAACGGUCACGUGUCGAGUAUGAGCUGGUGUGUUUGUAUAUAUGUAUCUGUAUGUAUGUAUGCGCUGGACGCAAUAGCUUAAGAACGCAGAACACUAGGCGUCGGGCGUGCCUUUUAAUUUUCACUGGCAGCAAUAGAUAUCAUAGUUUAUCAUUUGAGCCGAAAGCCGCAUAGCGAAUGUUUCUUAUCCAAUAGCUCUUGCGACAUUAUCGCCACCGUCGACGUCGCGCCGUGCUACUUUAUUUUUCCACCCCCCUUUACAUUAAAUGAAAAAAAAAAUGAAAAAUACAGCAAAAAAAUUUAGGCUGUUAAGUGUUUUAUUGUCUACUCGUACGUUAAAUAAGUAGGUACGUAGUUGUCUACGGCUCGAGUCAUUUAAGUAAUCAAAGCUCGUUUUAUUGCGUUUUUUUUUGUAUUUUUAUCGCGUCACUAAGGCUAAAAGUAAUAUUUUUUUUUAACAUAGUGGUUUUUUUUUCACGUUUUCCCGCUUCGCUUUGUUUACGUACGUCAUGGCAUAUCCGAGUUGUGCAAAUGCGAUACUUAUUGCAAGCGUGAUAAAGUCUUUAAUCAUGUUACAUUGCUUCAUACGUUAUCACAGUUUUUGUUUUAUAUUUUAUUAAGCGUAUACUGCCAUCUGUUAAAAACUUCGGUAACUACUGGAAACAUAAACCGGUUUCGGCAACUACCCGCGGAAUAAAACUUGCGUUUAUGUACUGAGUAGUGAUUAGAUAUAAUAUUAUAUGUUAUAAUAGUUGUAUGGAAUCAUCGAAAGUUCUUCUUCGCGGUAUUAAAGUACAGGCUAAUUUGCGUUAUUUUUUAAGUUGAAUCUUGCAGCUAUGUUGAUAAGGUACAUUUCUGAAUGUCACGAUCAGUUUCAAAAUUGUUUGGUGAUCCGCACGUCGAUAUAUGAGGUUUUAUUGACUGUAUCGUAUUUUUAAAAUGUAUUUUAGUGGUUGGAGUUUGUGUGGGGCGUCUUUUUACUUCUGAGCAACGGUCGUUGAAAGACGCUCGAACAAAAUGCUUAUCUCUGUUGAACAAAUUGCGAAACGCAUUUCUUGUAUACAUACAGAUUGUUUUGUGUUGGACGAUAUGAUUAUAUUUUGAGUUUUAUUGCGACCUUAAUAUGGCUCAAACGACUUUAUAUUCAACAGUCUUGAUUACAGUCUAUGAAUAAAAAUACCUUACUGUGUAUGCCGUAAACAAGGAAUUGGUUUCGUAGUUUGUUUAAGGAGCUAUAUAUAUAAUCUAGACUAUUGCCCUAAUGGAUAGUAGAAAUAGACGACUUUUUAGAUUGCAUCCGGUUUCGAUACAGUCAAUACUCCGCGAACCACGAA